Molecule: messenger RNA, 1227 nt
Organism: Ceraceosorus bombacis
Lineage: Eukaryota; Fungi; Basidiomycota; Exobasidiomycetes; Ceraceosorales; Ceraceosoraceae
Source: the annotation of a GenBank genome assembly
AUGAUUGAUGGUCAGGUCAACAUGAACCUCGCUACCUACCGCAAGAUUGACUUCAAGCAGGCUUCCAACAACAAGGAGUACAAAUUGAAGCCCGUCGGCCAGACUGCCACCCUGAUCGUCCGCCCUCGUGGCUGGCACCUGAACGAAGAGCACUUCCUGGUUGAUGGCAGACCCAUCUCCGGAUCCCUCUUCGACUUUGGUCUCCACUUCUUCCACAACGCCAAGGAGCUUGUGCGAAUUGGCUACGGCCCUUACUUCUACCUUCCCAAGAUGGAGUCUCAUCUCGAGGCACGCCUAUGGAAUGACGCCUUCAACUUGGCGCAAGACUACAUCUCCAUUCCUCGUGGCACUAUCCGAGGAACGGUCUUGAUCGAGACGAUCACUGCCGUCUUCGAGAUGGACGAGAUCCUCUUUGAGCUGCGUGAUCACUCCUCCGGUCUUAACUGCGGUCGAUGGGACUACAUCUUCUCGUUCAUCAAGCGCCAGCGCUACAACAAGGCAGCUGUUUUGCCUGACCGUGCCAACGUCACCAUGACCGCUCCAUUUAUGAACGCGUAUGUGGACCUGCUCAUCAAGACUUGCCACAAUCGACACGUCGCUGCCAUCGGUGGUAUGGCCGCAACUAUUCCCAUCAAGGAUGACAAGGCUCGUAACGAUGCUGCUAUGGACAAGGUCCGCGCUGACAAGCUUCGCGAGGUCACCAAGGGGCACGAUGGAACUUGGGUCGCACACCCCGCACUGGUCUCUGUCGCGCUCGAGGUCUUCAACAAACACAUGCUGGGUCCCAACCAGUACCAUAUCCGUCGUGAUGAAGUCACUACCACUGCUGUUGAUCUGCUCAACCCUGUCGUCGAAGGAGCUAUCACCCGAGGCGGUGUCCAGCAGAACGUCGAGGCUCUGCUCAUCUACUGCCAGAGCUGGCUCGACGGCUUGGGCUGCAAGGCCGUCAACUACAGCAUGGAAGAUGCUGCUACAGGAGAAGUAUCCCGCUACCUGCUCUGGUCUUGGGUGUAUCACGGCAAGUCCACCAACGAUGGUCAGCUCAUCACCAACCAAUACGUGGACCAAGUCUUGGCUGAGGAGAAGGCUAAGCUCAAGGGCUCCAGGAGCUUGGAUAUUGCUGAGCAGUUCAUCAAGAAUGACCUCAGACAAAAGUCUCCCAGCGAGUUCUUGACCAGCUCUCUUUACCCCUCCCUGCCUCUGUCUGGCGUCGAGUCCAAGCUCUAA